Messenger RNA from Astrephomene gubernaculifera, 1392 nucleotides. The record is from the annotation of a GenBank genome assembly. Lineage: Eukaryota; Viridiplantae; Chlorophyta; Chlorophyceae; Chlamydomonadales; Astrephomenaceae.
GGGCGCUGCUAGACUGGGCAGUGGGGCGGCUGCUGGAAGGCGAGGAAAGGGGAAGCAGCGGAAGCGGGAGCGGAAGCGAGUCAGGGGACGACGAGGGGGAUGCUAGUGAAAGCGGGAGUGGAAGCAAGACAGGCAGCGAGGAAAGACCCAUCGAAGCCGUGCUGGCGGAGGUGGAAGCGGCUGUUGCGGUUGUGGAGGCGGCAGCUAACUGCGGCGGCAGCAGCGGAGGAGGAGGCGGUGAUGAAGUUGUGAGGGCGGCAGCAGCCAGGGUGCUGCCUCCGCCGGUGGCGGUGCCGCUGUCGUGCGGCGUGUUGCGGAUGUGCGGCAACCCGAGGUGCGGCAACUACAGCGGCGAGGCCGAGGGCGACCUGAAGCGGCUGCGGGUGCUGCGGAGGUGCGGCGGCUGCCGUGCCGUACAUUACUGCAGCGUGGAGUGCCAGAAGCAGCACUGGGAGGAGGGGGGGCACAAGCCGGAUUGCAUGGCGUCUAGGAGGCUUGAGCUGCAGGGUGCCGCUUGCUGUUAGGGGUUGCUAGACGCGCAGGUUGUGUUUUGGAGGUGUGAUGUGUGAUGCGUUGCGGGUAGUGGGAAAGCGGGUUUUGAGUGGCAAGGGGGCUCGCGGAGGUACGGUAACUUGCGUUUGAGGGGCUCGGGAGGUCAGGUACCAUGUACCCAUGUGGCGUGUGUCCAACGGAAACCGUUGGGACACGGGACACGGGACAUAGGGGGAGUGUGAUAUGCAGUGAGCACUGCAAAGGUGCACAGACAUGGGUUUUAAAGCGGGUUGGCGCUUGCUGCAAGAAGCGAGCUGCAUGCGGGUGUUGCUUGGUCGGUGGUGCCGUCGCUGUGGCCGGAGCCAAGGAUUGUGAGUUCUACUCUUCAUACCCGGAAGGGAAUGGGAAACACCCUGUGGUUAGCGGCGUCCUAGUGUACGGCAGUCGCAGCGAGGGUCAUACAUAGAGCAGGGGGAUAAAUGACAUCGCUAAGACAUCGCCUGUUUGACCAAGGACACGAGUUGCCGUGUUUGUUUUGGAGACGCUAAUAGCCUGGUGACACGACGUUACUUUCUACGUUACGUUACAUGGAACCCACGUUGAACGUAGCGGCCCAAACGUAGGUCUCGGUCACAUGCUACGUUCGUACGCCAAACUCAACGCCACGUUAGUAGGGACUUUUCCGAGAUUCAUGUUAUUCAUUGCCAAAUGGCUACCAGUUUGGUUGCCCUGGCUCGUUCCCAACCACGACGGCCCCAUGCCACGUUGGCUCUGGUCAUUCGUGACUUAGGCGUUAUGGUUGAUUGGGUUAAGAUGGGCAUGCGCUUCUCUGACCGUGAGGACGCUGAGUAUGUUGGCCACAUCUGCCUCGACAAGGCAGUGUUCAGAAAACUAUACCAG